AUGUCCUCCGGCUUCCAGGCAUGGCUACGCUCGCCGGCAGCGAGAGAAUACUUCUUCUCGACCCAUUUCUGGGGGGGACUACCGUUGGCAGCACUGGCAGACUUGAAGAAAGAGCCAGAGAUGAUCAGCGGCACGAUGACACCCACCCUAGCAGCAUACUCCAUGGUUUUCAUGCGUUUUGCUUGGCAAGUCCAACCGAGGAACUAUCUGCUCUUUGCGUGUCAUGCGACCAACGCGGCGGCGCAGUCCGUCCAGACAGGCCGUUUCCUCAAUUACUUCUACGGUGAUAAGAGCGCACAAGCGAGCGUCAAAGCAGCCGCGCAAGAUGCAAAGGCGUCCCUCGAGCGCGUGCCAGGUCAGAUAGAGUCUGCAAGCAAAGACUUGGCCCAGGAGGUCAAGAAGAAGUCAAAUUUCAUUGGAGCCGGCAUGAGUCUCAAGGGCAAAGAGAGAGCGCAAGAGCCAGAUCAGCGGUCUGCUGUCAGCAUGACAUCAACGUUGAGCGAAUCGGAGCUCGAGAACGAUGCAGGCGCCGAAAGCGCACGUACCACGAUGGCCAGAGACGGCGCUUCCUCUCGAGCACAGGAAGCCAUACGGCCGAAACCUGUCGUCCAUCUGUUAGCAGGCGGGCUGGGAGGAAUGUGCGGCGGCAUCGUCACAGCGCCCUUCGAUGUCGUCAAAACGAGGCUGCAGUCCGAGUUCUACGCAAGCCGCACGCGAGCACUCGCUACAGCUUCGGAGGGCGGGCCUGCUGCUCGGUCAGGUCUGCGCGGCUUGCUCUAUCACUUUGUCGACACAGGUACUCUGCUACGAGACAUCCAACGGAAUGAGGGUCCAGCGGCGCUCUUUCGUGGCUUGGGACCUACACUCGUCGGCGCAGUACCAGCCAGAUCGAUCAACUUCUUCGUCUAUGGGAACGGCAAGCAGAUCUGGUCGAAAGCUCUAGGCAAACGAGAGGACCAGGCCAUCGUCCAUUUGACCUCUGCAGCAUUCGCCGGCAUAGUGACAGCGACAGCUACCAAUCCUAUCUGGGUCGUCAAGACUCGCUUACAGCUGCAAAAGCGACAGACGCCCAAAUCAAGUCUCCCAAGCGCUUCGGCCAGCGCAACGCGAUCUGUAUCUACUCAAGCGGGCGGCAUCAUGUUCUUCUCCCGCGCGCAAUCGACCUUGCAAUUACAAGAGGGCUCGGCGAGGCCGUUUACGAGCUCGCUGCAAUGUGUGCGGUAUAUAUGGCAAAGAGAGGGUCUCAAGGGGUUCUAUAGAGGCCUCUCGGCUUCGUACCUUGGCGUGACAGAGGGCACGAUCCAAUGGACUCUGUACGAGCAUUUCAAGAAGAUGGCAAGUAGACGCAAGACGGUCAGAGGACAUGAGCAAGGCGAGGACUGGCUAGACAAGGUCCUCUCCGCCGGCUCCGCUAAGCUCAUCGCGACCAUCAUCACGUAUCCGCACGAGGUGGUGAGAACACGACUACGACAGGGCGUCGAACCAGGCCGGUCUGCCAAGUAUACAGGCCUCGUACAAGCUUUCCGUGUCGUCUGGCGCGAGGAAGGCGUGGCGGCGAUGUACGGAGGCCUAUCGCCCCAUCUCUUGAGAGUGGUGCCCAAUGCGGUCGUGAUGUAUUCAGUCUACGAGGCCUGUCUCGCAUUUUCGAGACGCCAACAAGCUCUACUGCAGCGACAGCAAGACGAAUAG
Molecule: messenger RNA, 1689 nt
Organism: Mixia osmundae IAM 14324
Lineage: Eukaryota; Fungi; Basidiomycota; Mixiomycetes; Mixiales; Mixiaceae
Exons: 12
Coding region: 1-1689 (562 amino acids)
Biological process (GO): pyrimidine nucleotide import into mitochondrion; pyruvate import into mitochondria
Cellular component (GO): mitochondrial inner membrane; mitochondrion
Molecular function (GO): pyrimidine nucleotide transmembrane transporter activity
Source: RefSeq, a predicted model, not a curated record